Messenger RNA from Myodes glareolus (Bank vole), 1741 nucleotides. The record is from RefSeq and is a predicted model, not a curated record. NCBI's taxonomy places the organism in Eukaryota, Metazoa, Chordata, Mammalia, Rodentia, Cricetidae.
AUACAGUAAACAUAAGAGCACUUGGCUUUGAGUGGCUGGUAAGAAUCUACCCAUACCUGACAGAAAAAUGAAUCGAUAUCGACAUCACAAGACAAGGAGAGUGGCCUUUAAUCCACGCCAUGAGCCAAUACAUGCAGAUCUUCACUCUUUGCUGAAUAUACUUCAGAGAAUGAUGGAAAAGCUUGGAUAUGGAGCCUCUAGACAGAGACCCAGAGCACGCUCUGUGAAAUGUCAGACAACCAUUCCAGCUGCGACUUCUAAUCCAAAAGGAGCAUUAAAUAUGAGAGACAAUUAUGACCGAAAAGAAGUUCCCAUUUUCAAAACCUAUGAGGAAUUUCAUAAGAUGGUUCUUCGGUCAUUUGAAAGCAUUUCAAUUAUAUUGAGCACAGAUGGGAAAGUUGUUUUUAUAUCGCAGAAUGUGUCACCUCUUCUUGGACAUCGUCCAGAAGACAUUGUGGGGAAGACUUUAUUAAAUAUUCUUCUUGAUGAAGAAAAAGAAGAAAUAGCUCAGAAGAUCAUUCUUAAACUUCCAUUGGCUAAAUCAGUUGGAAGUCUUAUUGAAUUUUGCUGUUAUAUAAAAAAAAGAAAUGCAGGCCUGUUUGCCAAGGAUGCAUAUACUUAUGUGGACAUGUACGACCGGAGGGACUCAUACGAGUAUGUGAAAUUUGUCUUGUACUUGCAAGAUUCUUAUGAUGAGUCAUUUGUAAUUUUUGGAAACUGUGGCCAUAGUAGCAGAAACUUUUGGUCAUCAACUCCAAAGCUGUUAAGGGAGCAACAGUAUUAUCUCGUGGGAACCAUUUCAGUUCUUCGCACAAGAGCUGAAUCAGAACAACCUGCUGCAAUUCAACCUCCUGUUACAGUUAUUGAUUCAGAUGAUGACAAUAAUACACAGUGCCAAAGGCUUCAAAAACGAUGCAAGAGGAAGAAAAUUCAAGGGAAGUGCAAGGCUGAAAAUUUGAAUAUGGAAAGUCCUGAAUCAAGCUCUGAUGUUGAGAUUGUAGAUGUUAUACCAGCCCCUCGGCAAAUACCAUUUGAAUUAGCUCAGGUCAGGACACCGUCUCGAUCAAGUAUAUGCACAACUAUCAGUAUAGCUACAAGCACAAGCAUUAGCUCAUCUGGAGAUUUUGCGGCGAUAGCAUCAUCAUCGUCAAGCCUGGUGCGCGGUGCAGCACGACGAUCGCGGCCUGGCUACCGGGGCAAGGCUCUCAAGGGUGGCACGCCAGGAGCGGGGCGCGAGGCCAGAGCUGGCUCGGCAGGGUGCGGGGGGAGGGUCCGACGGAGCCUCCAGAGGAAAGCAGGGACAGACGGGGGGUGUGCCGAGGUAAUGGGAAAGGCCUGCACGCCUGGCUGUGUGGGGCGGGGGGCUUCAGGCGCUCUUUGGCCAGGGCCUGGCCAGCGAUGGGGCGCCAGGGGCGGUGGGAGGGAAGCGGGACAGGGAGGGACUAAGGGAGGAGACCGCUGGGAUGGGCCGGGGGCUUUGCCGACAGGGAGCAGGUGGGCGGGGAAAGGGGCCCUGCUUGAAGAGGCGCAGCAGAGAGGUGGCGGGCUGCGUGCGCAAACAGGGCGGCCGCCUCCUGGGCCUGGAGAACGGUUCUGUGUUGCAGUAGUCUUUAAUGCAAAGAGAAAAGAUGUGCCUGGCUCCAGAGAAGUCCGAACAUCUUAUCUUGCCUCUCUUUCUGGGAAAGAUGAGCUGAGAAGAUUCUCUGAGUUUGGGCCCAAAGGUUUGGGCCAGGGCUUGUAA